This is a messenger RNA of Bacillus rossius redtenbacheri, 2556 nucleotides long. It is a transcript of the gene nrv2, whose product is annotated as sodium/potassium-transporting ATPase subunit beta-2. The coding region runs from base 385 to 1356 and encodes 323 amino acids. The record is from RefSeq and is a predicted model, not a curated record. Gene Ontology annotation, biological process: sodium ion export across plasma membrane; intracellular sodium ion homeostasis; potassium ion import across plasma membrane. Gene Ontology annotation, molecular function: ATPase activator activity. The transcript has 7 exons. Gene Ontology annotation, cellular component: sodium:potassium-exchanging ATPase complex. Lineage: Eukaryota; Metazoa; Arthropoda; Insecta; Phasmatodea; Bacillidae.
ACGACAAACACAAGUUCAUGACAGGUUGACGUUGCCUGGCUGAAGAGCACGUGCUUGCUUCUAAAGCGCGCUUGUCACUUUCUUUCAAACGUGACGUCACAGCUCUCUCCUCGGUGUCUCCCUUCCUCUUUCUUUCCACACACUCUCUCUCUCACGUUUAACAAAGCCGGUCUCCCGCCCGCCGUCGCCUGACUGGUCUCAGGCAGCACCAGCACCGUUCGCGUGCCGCCGAGCUAGCCUUGCAGUGUUGCCAACUCUCAGGGCGUGUGUUGUGCCAUGAAGCGGCGCGGCGUGGCGCGGCAGUCGUGUCUGCCGUUGUUGUGAAGCUCCACCUUCGAGAGGCAAAGCUGCGCGUGCUGUUUCGUGUUUCCCACCUGCUCUGCGAUGGCGGUGCCGCAGUACGCGCCCAAAGAAACCGACGCUUCGUAUUUCAAACCGUACAGGAAGAACCCGUGGCAGUCACCUCAAAGUUUCGUGUACAACCAGAAGGAUGGAACCUUUUUGGGAAGGGAUGCUGCAAGCUGGGCCAAGAUCGGGGUGUUCUACCUGAUAUUCUACGGAGUGCUGGCGGCGCUGUUCUCCAUCUGCAUGUGGGUGUUCUUCCAGACCCUGGACCCGCGCAUCCCGAGGUGGCAGCUCAACCAAUCCAUAAUCGGCACCUCACCAGGCCUUGGUUUCCGACCCAUGCCGCCAGCAGACAAUGUGGAAAGCACGCUGAUAUGGUACAAGGCAACAGAUGAACUGAACUACAAGCAUUGGACCGACAGCUUGAAGAAAUUCCUGGAAGUGUACAGGAAGCCCGGCCUGACGCCCGGCCGCGGGGAGAACAUCUACAGCUGCGACUAUGGCAAGCCGCCCCACAAGGGGCAGGUGUGUAACGUGGAUGUGAAGAACUGGGAGCCGUGCACCGAGGAGAACCGGUUCAACUACCACAAGUCAUCUCCCUGCAUCUUCAUCAAGCUCAAUAAGAUCUAUAACUGGGUUCCUGAGUUCUACAACAAAUCUACAGGUUUGCCUGCUGAAAUGCCAAUGGAUCUGAAACGGUACAUUGCGGACCUGGAAGCUAGGAAUGCUAGUCACAUGCUGAACACGGUGUGGGUGAGCUGCGAAGGAGAGAAUCCUGCCGAUGUGGAAUAUCUUGGCAGAAUAGAGUACAUUCCUCACCGAGGGUUCCCGGGCUAUUUCUAUCCUUACGAAAACUCCGUUGGCUACUUGAGCCCCAUCCUCGCCAUUCAUCUCGUGCGACCAAGAACUGGCAUCCUCAUCAACAUCGAGUGUCGAGCAUGGGCACGCAACAUCCAGCAUGAUCGACACGAGAGGGUAGGCAUGGUCCACUUCGAGCUGAUGAUCGACUAGCAUCAACCAGUCUUCAUCCUGGCAGCUCGGGUGAAGAGUACGCAAGAAUGCCUCUAAAUGUUGUGUUUUGACAGUGUGCAACCAAUAAAAAUAAAAGACACAAGUGAUAGGAGUAAAGUUUUUAUUGCCAGGCCAUGUAGUGCAACUGUCAAAGCAUUUUAGCUUCCCUUUAGCAAAACUGAAGGUGUCUCAAGUGUUUUAAUGUUCAACAGUAUUUUCUGUCAAAAUGCACUUUCAGAAUUGAUUGUGCAAUGAAGCCAUUAUCAAAUGCUUGGAAUGAUGAUGCCUAAGCAUUGUAAAGCAUGAAUAAAAAAAUAUUUUAUGUAUGACUGUUAAUAAUGGAAGUAUUUACCUCACGAUAGGCCUUAGUCACUACAAAAGCCUUAUAAGAUUACAGUAACAAGGAAAUGUACAGAAGUGUCUUUUCAAAGUGUCUUUAAUGUAUUUCUGUGGAUUAGAACUGUGUGUGCAUGGUUUGAAAUUGAAAGUAGGAUUUAUAGUUGUGUGGGAUGACUAAUGGCUGCUAGAAGUGGUUUGUCGUAACUACUGAACAAUUUUUAUUUACUUUCUCCACAAGUAUUAAACAUGUAAAAGUACAUGUUACAGAGUUUUAUUUACGUAUGUGUGCUAUUGAAGUUGGUUAAAUAUAUUUCCAUUUAGUAAAACAGUUCAUUAUGAGUGAAUUUGGAAUUUUACAAUAAGGUCAAUAAGAUAAUAAUUUACCUUGGCUAGUGUUUAAUUUUUAAAAUGCAAAAUGAAUAAAUCAUCUCUGUAUAUUUUGAAUAAUAAAAAUUUACAAUGAUGCUGGAAAUUGCAUUUAAUGGCUAAGUGAUGAUUUACAUUCAUGUUAAGUAAGAAAAUGUAUAUGUUAUGUAUUUUCAUAAUGUAACUGAAUUGUCAUUUUAAAGGUGUGAAAUUUUUUUCAAAUGAACUUUUGUAGUAUAAGGUAUGAAUCCAAGAACUUUCCAACAAUGUUUUAUACAUCUUUAACUAUUUAAUUUAUUUAAUUGGUAGGUAUUAAUUGUUGACGAAUAAAGUGAAAGAGUAAUGUACACCUUAGAGCAUAUUUUAAGUGCAUUGUUUCAUUUGUCAAAUUAAUUGUAUUUCAUGAAAAGCUGUAAGAGAAAUGUGGAUGACAAAAAACAAUAAAAUGUGGUGGUGUUUUGUGGAAUAUCACACACACUAAGCUAUUUUUAAUAA